Molecule: messenger RNA, 3366 nt
Organism: Tyto alba (common barn owl)
Lineage: Eukaryota; Metazoa; Chordata; Aves; Strigiformes; Tytonidae
Gene: KYAT3
Product: kynurenine aminotransferase 3
Exons: 15
Coding region: 308-1594 (428 amino acids)
Biological process (GO): biosynthetic process
Cellular component (GO): cytoplasm; mitochondrion
Molecular function (GO): L-kynurenine:2-oxoglutarate transaminase activity; pyridoxal phosphate binding
Source: RefSeq, a predicted model, not a curated record
GCUUCACGAAGCUUCUCUUGCCUUGGCAUUAGAACAUACCAGCUACGAUCAGAUUUGCUUUCUAGAUCCAUGAAACUUUCAGCCUCUGCACAAUUUGAAACAAUUUCGAGAAGAGCUGGUCAGUGGAACAAAUUUACCCAUGGCAGCAUACAGAUUUCUCACUAUUAACUGGAAGGAAUCAAGAUGAGAUCAGAAUCAGAUCUGUAGAGAAGGCAUAUUACCAGAGAAGUAUCUGUUCAGAGCUUCCCAUUCUUCAAAUCAUUAUGUAUAUGGUAGCUUCAUUACUGCAAACCGGUUGAGUGCAAACAUGUACCUGCAUAAUAUUUCUACUACAAUGACCUUCAGACACAAAAACACAAGACGAAUUGAAGGCCUUGAUAGCAAUGUGUGGGUUGAAUUUACAAAGGUGGCAGCAGAUCCCUCAAUUGUUAAUCUUGGUCAAGGCCUUCCUGAUAUAUCCCCUCCCAGCUAUGUUAAAGAAGAGCUGGCAAAAGCAGCAUCAGUUGACAGAUUGAACCAGUACACACGAGGCUUUGGACAUCCCUCGCUGGUGAAAGCCUUGUCUCAAGUGUACGAGAGAGUUUGUGGAAGGAAGAUUGAUCCUUUCACAGAUGUCCUGGUGACCGUGGGAGCUUAUGGAUCUCUCUUUAGUACAAUACAGGCAUUCAUUGAAGAGGGAGAUGAAGUAAUAAUAAUAGAGCCAUUUUAUGACUGUUAUGAACCAAUGGUAAAGAUGGCGGGUGCAAAGCCUGUUUUUAUCCCACUGAGAUAUAAGAGUGAUGGAAGCUCUGCAUCUAGUGCUGAUUGGGUCUUAGAUCCUGCUGAACUUGCAAAUAAAUUUAAUUCCAGAACAAAAGCAAUUAUUCUGAAUACCCCACACAACCCUACAGGCAAGGUGUUUACCAGAGAAGAGCUCCAAGUAGUAGCUGAUCUCUGUAUUAAACAUGAUACCCUGUGCAUCAGUGAUGAAGUGUAUGAAUGGCUGGUGUAUAAAGGAAAUAAACACAUUAAAAUAGCUACGUUGCCAGGUAUGUGGGAAAGAACAAUAACUAUAGGAAGUGCUGGAAAAACAUACAGUGUAACUGGCUGGAAGCUUGGUUGGUCUAUUGGCCCCGAGAACCUGAUUAAGCAUUUGCAAGUUGUUCACCAAAAUACACUGUAUACUUGCCCAACUCCAUUACAGGAGGCUUUGGCACAAGCAUUUUGGAUAGACUAUAAGCGCAUGGAUGACCCAGACUGCUAUUUUUACUUACUGUCUCAAGAGCUGGAGCGCAAGCGUGAUCGGAUGGCUCAGCUACUUCAAGAAGUUGGACUAAAUCCUGUCGUUCCAAGUGGAGGAUACUUUAUGAUUGUUGAUGUUUCUACAUUAAAUGUGGAUCUCUCUGAAGUAGAUGCAAACCAACCUUAUGAUUAUAAAUUUGUCAAAUGGAUGAUAGCAUCUAAGAAGCUGUCAGCAAUUCCUCUUUCAGCAUUCUGUGGUCCUGAGACAAAAAGGCAGUUUGAAAAAUAUAUACGUUUUUGCUUCAUUAAGAAAGACAGCACACUAGAUGCAGCUGAAGUGAUCCUGAAGAACUGGAAUAAACAGGCAGCCUGAUUGUUGUUAUUAACUCUUCCAUCCAGUAUAAUUAUCUAUUAGUAGGGGUUUUUUAACUGCAAAUUUAAGAACAAAUUACUUAAUACAAUAUAGAAUUAAGAUGACAUUGUAACUAACUUUGUGCUGCCACCUGCUGAGGUUAAAACAAUGAUUUACUGAAAUAUGUGUAAUGCAACUCAGAGGUUAUUUUCAGUCUUUUCAAAAUAAUUUACUUUUUUCCUAAAAAAAAAAAAAAAAUCUACGGGAGUCAUUUCUUUCAGUAAAAGACAAAAAAAUGCAGGACUCUGUAAAAUAAACAGAUGAUGUAGGUACUUUAAAACUUACAAUAAGGAAGUGGGAGCUGGUUUUGGUAUGAGAUAAUAUAGGCACUAAGGAUAAGACUUAAACAUCAUGGUUUGGGAAACCCAGUAGCCUGUAGUGGAGGAAAAUUCAAAUAUGCCUCAUGUUAGAUAAUUGCAGUGACUUUCUGCAUACAUACCUACCUACCCUGUCCAUCCACAAAUUGCAUCAGUUUAAAUAAAGUGAUCGAGGGAAAUCAAUACAGUGUUUAUACUAUAGGCAAGAUUGAAAAGUGCUAAAUUGCAUAAUUACUAUUUUUUUUUCCCCCACAACAGUCACGUGUGCUGUUCUGAAAGUAUUCAGUCCUCAAUAAAAUUAUAAAAGUGGCAUCUAGAAUAGGAGUUCUAGUUACACAUGUCUAUCUGUGUAUUUUUUUUAUUACAUGGAUGAAUGUACAAAGCAAAAUAGAAGACUUUGCUUUAGAGGCUCCUUCACAAUCAGUUGUACAGUGACAUAAUUAAUCCUGUCAUCCUUUUUCUUACCAUGUUCACAAUAUUGGUAACUUCACACAAAACUUAUUUCAAACUCUUUAGAUCUAGGGGGACUGUGGAGAUGGGCCUAAUACAGUGCUACUGAGCCCAACUAACUUUAUUUCAAGCUCAUCUGGUAAAGGACUGUUUCAAGAGAUCAGUAUGGAGAAUUCCUUUCUAGUUCCCUCCUAUUUCACUUCUCUCUGUGACCUGUUAAUCUAUAGAUGGCUUUCCCACUAUCAGAAGAAACCCAGGUAGGUAACUUUUCCAGGCUGUGUGUUAUGUUCUCCAUGUUGUUUCUAUAUUCUUCCCACAGGCAUUAUGGUUGAAAGCCUGAAAAAAAUCAGUAACUCGUUUUGCAAAGGUUUUACUCAUUCUGUGAUCACACAGCUGGAAUCCUAACUGAAUUCCAUCAGACUGUGACCAUAGCUAGGGCCUAAAAAAGUAAGUAUAGGGACUGGACUGUGAGAACAGCUGCUAGGCUUUUUCAUUAGUAUCUCUUGGUCUUGGGUUUUGGGCAGUCCAGGAGCUGGGACUUCUGUAGUCUUUGUCCCUGUCUGGCACUGCCAUUUCUUGAAUCUCACCAGAAUAUGGUUGGCUGGUAUUUUUAAGGAGGUGUGUAGUCUUUGUGUAGAAAAAUCAGUUCAGUAAUUAAAAUGACCUAACUGAAAUUUCAUCAUUAAUUUAAUGUGGAAAUUCCUACAUUAAAUUCCUGGAGGAACUAUUUACUUAAGAUACUAGAUUUCUGUGAAAUCUACACUAUUUUACAAGGAGUUUAAGAUCUGUUUAUGUAAGUUGCAGUGGGGAGCUGCGCUAUUGCAGGAACUAAGAGGGCAGUGCAACAGGCUGUUGAGCUGCAUGAUAAUUUGGGAAAGGGAGAUGUGAAAUAGUCUGCUUCUUUAAUUGAAAAGUAAAUUUUUCUAAAAUUAAGCAAAUUUUUAUAGCAUAAAUAUGUGGUAAAAA